Molecule: messenger RNA, 2763 nt
Organism: Fraxinus pennsylvanica
Lineage: Eukaryota; Viridiplantae; Streptophyta; Magnoliopsida; Lamiales; Oleaceae
Source: the annotation of a GenBank genome assembly
AUGCCGAACGGCGUCCCACCACUUAAGCCGCCGCCCCCGUUAAUUCUCGAUCGGUUCAGGGGCAUGUUGAAGGAGAGAGAAGCAGAACUUAGUGUCUUUAAUAAUGGGGGCCAUGACUCUGAUUCGAACAUGGGUGCCGAUGAAAUUGUGCGGCUCUAUGAGAUUGUUCUAUCGGAACUCACUUUGAAUUCGAAGCCUAUCAUUACCGAUCUGACGAUGAUUGCUGGACAGCAGAGAGCGCAUGGCAAGGGCAUAGCUAAUGCUAUUUGCGAUCGGAUCAUUGAGUGUUGCAGAACUAAGUUCAUUCUGAAAUCAGGGUUCCUGGCCAUUGAGCAACUGAUGGUUGUGAAUUGUUGGUCGACUGCUAAUGUGAUAGUUAAUGCUGCAAAUCUGAACGUUCCAGUUGAGCAAAAAUUACCUAAGUUGUAUCUUUUGGAUAGUAUAGUGAAGAACGUAGGCAGGGAUUAUGUUAGACACUUCUCUGCACGCUUGCCUGAGGUUUUCUGCGAGGCCUACAUGCAAGUCCACCAUAGCAUGCGUCCUGCUAUGCAUCACCUUUUUGGUACCUGGUCGACAGUUUUUCCAUCAUCUGUACUUCGCAUGAUUGAGGUGCAGUUGCAAUUUUCCCCUGGUGUAAAUAGUCAACCGCCUGGUUUGACACCAUUGAAAGCUUCAGAAUCUCCGCGCCCAACACAUGGCAUACACGUAAAUCCUGAAUAUUUGGAAGCACAGCAUCAGUUUGGACAUUCUACUGUAGAUACAGUUGGAGCCAAAGGUUUAAGCACAUCUACUCUGGCACGCACAGGCCAUACAACUUCACCAUCACCCCCAUCAAUUGAUGAAUUUGGUUUGGACAGUUAUCGAGGGGCUGCUGAAACAGACUCGCCAUCUAAUUCUAGAUUUGAAUAUAGGCUUAACAGAGUGAUGGGCCAAGAGGAGGAGACAAAUAAAUUGCGAGCAAGAAAUUGGCAUGGCGAAGCUGAUCAACAUCUUAAAAAUUCUGCUGCUUUACUUAAUAAUGGAGUUGAUCUUCAAGGACCUAGAGCUUUGAUUGAUGCUUAUGGAGUUGAUCACAGGGACAAAAAUUUGAACCUUAAACAUCCAAAGGUUGAACAAAUGGGUAUAAAUGAUUUUGACCAAAAGACAGCUUCCAGGACAUGGCAAAAUACUGAAGAGAAGGAAUUUGAUGGGGAUGAUAUGAGCCCAAAUUUAGCACACCAGGGCAAGGACAGUUUUGCUGCACAACGCUCUGCACCUUUGGUGACUGAUUUCAGAAGCAUCUUGUUUAAGGAUCAAUUUUCUUCCACUACUGAUUCUUCCAUUGUUGAGGGUGUUCCCUCGUUCAGUUCUGGCCGUGGAGGAAUUAGUAAGAUUACUGGUUCACACAGUGCCUCAAAUCGGAUAGCUGCUUCUACUUAUACCCGAGAAUCAUGGAAUUUACCACAUCGGCAGUUGCAACAUUAUUUGAAUGCCAAAGAAGGUAGUUCACAUUCAGGAAUUGGAGUCUUUUCGGAAGCUGAUGAGCAAAAGCCUCCUACAAUUGGAAAUUUCUCAAGUGUAGAUGGACGAUUUUUUGGGUCCCACCCUAAUGUUGACUCUUUAGCUCCUGAGAAUCGAUCAACCAAUUCACCAGCUUUAACAAAAGCAUGGUAUCAUGCAAGGUUACACAAUUCACACCCAUCACCUUCCCUUUCUGCUCUUCCUCCAGAAUUCCACAUCAGGGGUCAAUUUCCUAUUAUGAAUGCCGGCAAUGUUAUUAUCAACAAGUCAAAUCAAUAUGAGCAGCAUCUGGACAAUACUGGCAUGUCAAUAAGCAAUAUGCCUCGAGCUCCUAGUCAGCUCUUCCGACCAGUAGUUCAUCCACAUCUACUACCACCUCGAAAUCAUGGAUACGCUGCACAAGGACGUGGUCCCCCUAUUGGUAUAUCCUUGUCUAAUCUAGUUCCGGUUGCUAAAUCAUCUUUGCCAAUCUUCAAUACCCUGAACACGUCAUUACAUUUACCAGGGACAACCAUUCCGUCUUUACCCAGGGGACCACCACCUGGCACCACUCAAUCAAUACCCCCUGGAAAUAUAGGUCAAAUGGCCCCUAACCCUCCAGCACAGGGUGCAAUUUCGGGUUUAAUUAGUUCUCUUGUAGCACAAGGUUUGAUAUCAUUAACAAAACAGGAUUCUGCGGGAGUGGAGUUUGAUCAAGACCUUCUUAAGUUGCGUCAUGAGUCUGUAAUAACUGCUCUAUACACUGAUCUUCCUAGACAAUGCAAAUCAUGUGGCCUUCGAUUCAAAAGCCAAGAAGAGCAUGGCAAACAUAUGGAUUGGCAUGUCAACAAGAACCGGACUUUAAAAACCCGUAAGCUGAAGUCUUCUCCCAAGUGGUUUAUGAGUAUAAAUAUGUGGCUCAGUGGGGCUGAGGCAGUGGGAACUGAAGCAGUUCCAGGGUUUUUUCCUGCUGAUAAUGAUGUGGAAAAGAAAGAAGAUGAAGAAAUGGCUGUUCCUGCUGAUGAGGAUCAGAAUAUUUGCGCAUUGUGCGGAGAGCCUUUUGACGAUUUUUACAGUGAUGAGAUGGACGAAUGGAUGUAUAGGGGGGCUGUAUACAUGAAUGCAUAUGCUGGAUCAACCUCAGCGAUGGACAGGUCACAGUUAGGUCCUAUAGUACAUGCUAAAUGCAGGUCUGAGUCUCAUGUGAUUACAACUGAAGAUUUUACGAAAGAUGAAGUGGAAUCAACUGAAGAGGGUCGUCAAAGGAAAAGGAUGCGAUGCUAG